ACAGGACCGGUACAGUACCUGUUGAAUAUAAAGCGACACAUUGAAAGAUUAACGGCGCUAGGACCCUGACCGAUCUCGCACUAUUCUUCUCCACAGUAGCGAGCAACGGUGUUCACGACGUACAAGUAUCAGCCAUCCUCAUAAGGAAGCGAAAAAACACCAUGCAGAUAAAAUAGGUUGAGAAAGGUUUUGAAGAUGGAUCGCUUCAGUGGCAUAUAAACAUGGGUUUAACAGCAGACACCUGCAAACAAGAUUUGUUUCACAAGCAGUAAUGUUCAGCGCUGUGAGCAUCAUGACAGACGGGGACUACGACUACCUGAUCAAGCUCUUGGCUCUGGGGGACUCUGGAGUUGGGAAGACCACAUUUCUCUACAGAUACACCGACAACAAGUUCAACCCCAAGUUCAUUACCACAGUGGGAAUAGACUUCAGAGAAAAGAGAGUGGUGUACACCGCAUCAGGUCCAAAUGGAACCACAGGAAAGACCUUUAAAGUCCACCUGCAGCUCUGGGACACAGCUGGACAAGAGAGGUUUAGGAGUCUCACCACAGCCUUCUUCAGAGAUGCCAUGGGCUUCCUGCUCAUGUUCGAUCUCACCAGCCAACAGAGCUUUCUCAACGUUCGCAAUUGGAUGAGCCAGCUGCAGGCCAACGCGUACUGUGAGAACCCGGACAUCGUGUUGGUCGGAAACAAGGCGGACCUCACAGACCAGAGAGAGGUUCAGGAGAAACAGGCCAAGGAGCUGGCUGACAAGUAUGGGAUCCCAUACUUUGAGACAUCAGCGGCGACAGGCUCUGAGGUGGACAAGGCCGUCAUCACCCUCCUGGACCUGGUCAUGAAGAGAAUGGAACAGUGCGUCGACAAGCCCCCCGCAGAGCCCGCUAACGGGGGUGGGGCCACGAAGCUAGAAGACGCCUCGCCUGACCAGAAGAAGUGUGCAUGCUAGACCCUCGCCACCACGCCCCCUCCUCCUUUCUCUGGUUGGCCUCCUCUCGUGCCCCCUCUGGUGGCCAGACGGAGAAGAGCAGCAGCCCGGCCACAGCAUGUUUUGAGGUGGCUCGGUGCCGUUGCACCCGGCGACGCGGCGGUCCGGGCCGUUGUGUAAAAGGACCGGAUCCAAAUGUCUCCCCUUCCUGUCCUGUCUUGUUCCGUGUCCCAAAUGGCACCGUGUUCCCUGCAUAGUGCACUGUGUUUGGCCAGGGCUCAAUAGGGCUCCAGUCAGAGUAGUGUGCUAAGUAGGGAGUAAUGGGGGCAUUUGUUACGUCACCCCUGGCUCACUGGAGGGCUGUGCUUCAAGGCCUUUAUAUCCACAUUCUUCUUUGAAGUAUUUGUCCAAAAUAUUCGACUGCCUUGGCUGUUUGGGCCGCAUCCUUGUGCCAUUACCACCAUUCUGUUGGGGCGUUUAUUCAUGUGGGAUGUGGAUUUUGGUUUAUUUUAUUUGGAUAUGCAUUUUCUGUGUAGAGUUUUUGGUGUCCUUUGUCUUUGGUUACAUUAUUUUUCCUCACACUAAUUUACUGUUAUAGUUCCCGAAUAACAAGUGUUUUUGACAACAAAGUGUCUAGGAAAACGGGCAUAAGACACUAGCAUAUGACUCACUUUACCCUAUUGUAAUAUUGCACAAUCAAUACUCACACAAUAUUGCAUUAUGUCAGGAUAAUUCAACAUUAAGGCACAAGGUGGUGUGGUGUAAAUAUGGCCUCUAUAACAUGGCUAAGGGUUGCUUUUGGCUUGACCCAACACAAAGUGCACAGAUGAAUUAGCCCUGGCAUAUUGGCCAUAUACCACAACCCCCCUGAGAUGCUGUUAUGAACGUAUGUCUUAUGUUGUAAAACGGUCUCUUAGCCAAAUCAGCCUUCAGGGUUUGUACCACCUGGUUUAUAAUACAGAAUACAUCACCAUGCAGAAAAUCUCUCUCAAGAAUACUGUCAGGCAGUGUAAUCUGUACAACUCCAGCUGCCUACAUCAAUACCAGAAAACAGUUCAAUAAUGGAUAACAGAUCUAUAACUGCUGUUGGUUUGUCUGUGUGCCAAAAUCACCUUCAUAACGGCCUCUGUCCGGAGGUUCUGUCGUGUUACCAAGGGAGUCUUUGUUACAAACGUCCCUGACCACUGAUCACUGUACCACCACGUAGAUGCUCUGCUGGAACUACUCCGUCAUGUGUAUUCAUUUCUAUUGGUCUGAUGAGUCGUCUCAAGGACUCCCUGGGGACUGGCCUUGUACCCCUAGGGGGUCCCAGUGACCCUCGUUGGGGAACCAUUAAUUAGAACUCAAGGUUUUCUUGUGAGUUUCUAGAUGACGUUAAGGGCAAGUAGCAGGUCGCUUCUACAAGCUUUACCAGACCUCCUCAAGCCUGACUAGAGUUAAGUGUUUAUCUACAAGAUUAACCAGACCCUCUUCUCUCCCAUCCUCGAGCCUGACAAGCGAUAACACAACGAAUGAUCCUCCACCUUUCUUACUCUUGAAUGUAACGUCCCAGGCUUUUAUAUGAGAAAAAGUAUCACACCAUCAGUGACCAAGACCGUGAGUCAGUCCAUCAGUUCUAACCACUAGAAGUUUGGGGUUUUUUUUAAGAAGAGAAGGUUACAUAGAUAAGUGUAUAUUGUUCAGGAGUGGAAUGUGAAUUAAACACAUUGUCGUAGGUCAUGUUUUGGUUUAAAAUAUGAAGUUCUUUGCUGUUUGUUUUGUGAUUGGGUGGUAUGGUGAGAAAAUGUUAGUCUUUUACCAAUGGAGUUUAGCUCACUAUUCCUCUUUUCGAGGUUAUCAGUGGAUGUUUGUUUUGUAUAUUUUACUGAAGUCACACACUUGUACAGUAGUGUCCCACUGCUGACUGGUGUUAACUGUUAAAGGUGAAAACCAGUCACUCAUCUAUCGAAAACCUCUGUCCAGCUGAAAAGUCCAACAGUAAAAACAAAUCACUGGCAUAAGAGAAAAAGAGUGAAAUCUGAUGCUAGCCAAUUCAUUUUUAAACAGUUUGUUUUCAUGGGGAGCACAACAAAGCAGUGGUCACGUGACUGGAGUGCAUCUUUAAUUAGGUUCAACAAUACAUGGUUAGGACGACUCGAUAUUCAUUUGAAAAUCAACAAAUGAAUGGGACAAGCGAGUUGCCCGAAAACAUGACCAGUAGCCGGGAAAUCAAGAUGUAACUGGUUGUAGUUAAAACGCCUAACUUAAUGGAAACACAGCACUGGCGCCGGGCCGGGGUGCAAGCUGUCCUCAUGCUGCCCCACCCCCCCCAGAGAGUCAUGGGAUAUUCGAAUCCCUCUUGUAUUGUUGAACCGUGACCUUUAACUGGAAGACGCUGUUUUCUUUGCUGUUGAACAGUUUUUGGAAAUCACUGUAUUCAUGUCUUUCCAUAAGGUUUGUUCAGAAAAGCAAGCUGAACUGCUGGUCUCUUUUCUACUGUAGAGGAGUUUAUACUAGUGACCCUAGCUAACGCUUGAUCUAAAUCCAAUGGAAAUAGAAUGACCAUAACAUGUUCAUAGAACCACGAUAAAAGUAUAUUUCUACAGAGAACCACCAGUGUAAGAGCAAAUUGAUGUUUGUGAUGCAUGUCCAUUUGCACCAGAGGACAAGCUAAAUCACAUUUCUGUAAUUCAGUGGCAUGCGUUUAUAUUCACAAUCAAAGGCUAAGAGUUGUGUUUCUGGCCAAGCGGCAGAACCAAACCCAGUGCCAAACAAGCUGUGGGUGCCAACAGGUUCUUCCUUGCUGUCCCCCUGUUAUUCAUCCUCCGUACAUUCUGUGGCUUCAUCGGCAACAUGCUUAUACUAAUAAACCGCUCUCCAAGAACACUGUUAGUCUCUACAGCGAGCAUUGCAUGUCCUCAUACAACCACUGUUAUUCUUAGUUUCCGUGUCUACUACACUAAUUAUGUCACCGGAGCUUUACGUGGUAUGACCAGUUUCUCUAGAAAUAUCUUGGAGAAAAAUGCCUUUGAAUGUGACAAUCUUUGGGACCAAAAUUAAUGAUAAGAUGUUUCCGUCUGUUCUCAGUCGUUUCGACUCCUGAUGUUUAAAACCUUACUGAAGUGGAUCACAACAUAAGGCUUGUCUUUACACUGGCACCUGGUGUAUUUUCUUACUGUAACACUUGAUUGUUUAAUCCCCCCAGUGCCCCAGAAAACGAUCAUUUUCACAUUGUUGUAUUGUAGUGUUGUAAUUGCUGUAUUAGAAAUUCCUAAUACUGUUGUUCAGGAGUAUAUUUAACUAAAUGACGCCCUAUUCUCUAGGAGGUGCACUACUUUUGCUCAGAGCCUUAUGUAAAGGUAGGCGCUCUAAAUGAGAGGUGGAUGUCAUUAGGGACCCACCCUAAGACAUGUUCAGCUCCGUCUUGAAAGUUUACAUUUUGUGGACGUCUCUGUGCCUGUCACAACAUUUGACAAAUAUCAUAUUGUAGUCUAACCCUUUGUAAAAGUUGUGAGCUGUUACAGAGAUUUUAAUGCAUUCAAUUAUAUUUAGCAAAGCAAGAAUAAUAUAUGUAUAUGUACCCAUAAAGUAGGUUUGAAUGAUUUAAUGACCUCUGAGAGCUUUUGCAUUUGUUCACGUACGGUAAAAGUUAUCUUAUGUACCCCCCCCCCCCAAAAAAAAGGGUUGAAUAGUUUAAUUCCAAUGCCUGCAGUUUGUUCUGAGUGUGUGCACUAAUGCCAAUGUUCAGUGUGUGUAUGGGUUGUUGCAUCUUUCAGUGAUUCUGAGCAUGAUCAGUGAUUCUGCCUGGGAAUGAAGCUUUGUUUAAGCUAGUCAGGUGUCGCGGUGCUGUGCCUGUCUCGGUUCGUCGGACAGAACACCUAGCCUGGUUCCAAAUCUGCUUGUGCUGUCUAGCUAACUUCGUUGCGCUGUGUCUGAAACCCGUCCUUGUCUACUACUUACUAAAGACCCAUCCUGAGAAUGUGUGGUCUAGUGUGCCAUCGCAUUCAGUCCUGCCAUUCACUGAAUUUAGUUUUCCUUUACUUGGACACGUCAUGUUUGAUGGCGAUCCACAGUGCCAACCACUGGAGGUCUGCAGCCAGGCUGUCCCCUCUCUGCAGCCAGGCAGACCGCUGAUGCCACAAAUUACCACAAGGUCGAAGUUCCAAUAGGAUUUGUUUUCUUUUGCAACCAUUUGCUGUCCAGGAGUGUCCAUUCAGAAAGGCACCAGUGGAAUUGUCACAAAAGUGAAAACCCCAGCUUCACUCAUCCGAGAGCUCAAAAACACCUUCAGUCUCUGACCAGAAUCGCACAGAUCUGUACCAGCCACUGGGGAAACAUGGUGGCGCCAUUCUGGAUGAAUUGCUCAAUCUCAAUGACCUGACUGAAUGACAUUUUGUGGCAUAUGUCAUCUUCAGUUAAAUGUGUCUGGUUUCCAGCACCUCUAUUGAUCUGGUCUCUGUUGUUCAGAUGUGUUGCAGUUUGGGAUAGAAUCUGCUGUGUUUUUUGCUUGUAUACAAACUGUCUUCUUUUCUCAGUUGGAUGUAAUCCUUUUUUUUAAUAGAGUGAAUAAAGUUUAUUGAAACCAUCAA
This is a messenger RNA of Esox lucius (northern pike), 5493 nucleotides long. RefSeq names its product RAB27B, member RAS oncogene family (gene rab27b). Bases 272 to 946 code for a protein of 224 amino acids. The transcript has 8 exons. Lineage: Eukaryota; Metazoa; Chordata; Actinopteri; Esociformes; Esocidae. Gene Ontology annotation, cellular component: melanosome; secretory granule. The record is from RefSeq and is a predicted model, not a curated record. Gene Ontology annotation, molecular function: GTP binding; GTPase activity. Gene Ontology annotation, biological process: melanosome transport; positive regulation of exocytosis.